GCAGGAGCCGAAAAUGUAUUUGAUGAUGCUUAAUAGCUAACUGGCUCGGCAGUCGGUCCCGAAGGCGGCUGCGUACGCCAAUGCGACAGAAAGGAGAUCCAGAACAAUGGUUCCCGUAUAAGGUAUUAACUCAGUAAGGCUACAAAUAAGAUUGGCAUUUCUAAAGAUCUAGAAGGAAUUGAGGUUGUAUUAGUAUCACCUCGAUAUGCGUACGGAUGCAGAUACUCCGGCUGGAAGGAUAGGUGCAUCGUAUGUUUGUCCAACCAGACUCUUCAAUAAGGGAUUGCGCACAUACUGUUAACGUAUCAGGCAGCACGUUUCGUUUAAGAAAAAAACUGACGUUUAUUAAGAGUUUUAUUAAGAGUUGAAGUUCGAUUGAAAUGAUUAUUAUUUAUUAACCUCCUAUCAUCUCUCCGAAGACCUCCACAAGUCAUCUAACGCGUCAUCCUUUCGACAUCAAAAUCCCCAGCGCUAAACCAUCUAAGACUCGCGAAGAUGAGGCUCGGUAUUAGUUAUAUAGGUCUUUUCUUCGUGAGCUUUGCGCUGGCUCAAUCAGGUCCCCCCAAGGGACCUACCGCCAAAGAUGUCGAAUGCAGAGCAGGCCUCCCUGCUAAUUGCAAAGAAGGCAAGACCACUUUCACAUUCGAGCCAGACACUUUGGAAAUGAACUUGCGCAAUUAUUCAUUCAUGGGAAAUUAUCAUGGAAACCCUGGUUUCUGGGGCAGUGCCACAUGGGCUGCUAAUUUCACCAACUGGCCAUCUAACUAUCGCUUCGCCCUGACCGACCUAUCGUACUACGGACUCUUUAACUCAAGCGAUGGUAUUCAACUUUACCGAUUGAGGACUGAAGCCGUUCUAGAUAGCGAUGUUCCGACUGAUGGUUUGAAUACUACUUCGACGUUGUUCGAUAUAGUGUCUAAAGUCGCGGUGGGUGGAAAUGGUACUUUCGAAGACUACUUCAAAGUGAAUGCUGAGAACUCCGGCCUAGUAUGGUCUCCUUGCUUCGAUAGUUCAAUCAACGCAGCAAUUACAGUUACCGUCGAUGCAGACGUGCGAGAUAAGGGGAUUGGCCCUUGGAUUUGGGGCGGAUUUAGAAAGGGGUUGACUCUUACUUGGGGCGUCGCCUGGGAAGAAUGUUAAGUGAUUGUCUACGACGUUGUUGAUGUUCAGUUUUCUUCCCCGCGUAUCUAAAUACCUAAAAAAUCUGCCUCUUUUACAAUACCACCAGACAAACAAAGAAGUAUCAAGAAGUACGUAGAGCGGAAUUCCCCCCACCAACAAGCCGUUCUAAUAG
Molecule: messenger RNA, 1294 nt
Organism: Hypoxylon trugodes
Lineage: Eukaryota; Fungi; Ascomycota; Sordariomycetes; Xylariales; Hypoxylaceae
Exons: 2
Coding region: 496-1140 (214 amino acids)
Source: RefSeq, a predicted model, not a curated record